This is a messenger RNA of Leptonychotes weddellii (Weddell seal), 3848 nucleotides long. It is a transcript of the gene RHOF, whose product is annotated as ras homolog family member F, filopodia associated. Gene Ontology annotation, biological process: small GTPase-mediated signal transduction. Gene Ontology annotation, molecular function: GTP binding; GTPase activity. The record is from RefSeq and is a predicted model, not a curated record. NCBI's taxonomy places the organism in Eukaryota, Metazoa, Chordata, Mammalia, Carnivora, Phocidae.
AGUUCAACUCCGAGGCUCCCGGGCUUCGCGAGGACGCAUUUGCAGCCCCCUCUGCCUCUCCUCUCGGGCGGCCGGGGCGAAGGAGCCGCCUUGCUGGGGCUUCGUGGUGGUGUAUUUCAUAUUGGGGCUCUUUUCGGGGUUUGUAAUUUGGCCGUGGGUAGGUAAUUGGCUGGAGCAGGGCGGCAGGGCGCGGCAGCCAAUCAGCGCGCGGCUUCUAUAGGGCUUGAGUUAUUAGACGCUGAUCUCAAAACAUCGUUCAUCAGACACCAAGGAGAGGCCAACAGAUGAGGGGAGCCAUUUUUCUGCAAUGGAAUUAAAUGGCCAAGUGGGUUUUUCCUUUGUUGCAAAUGGGGAAUGUUUUUCCUUUGACUCCACCAUCCAGUUCAGGACGCCUCAGUGUUGUGUUUAACAUUUGUCAACAGGCUAAAGGACUCACAAUUGGAAGAAUGAAGAAGACUUUUUAAAAAGAUCUGGAUUUUUCCUUAUGACUUGGAAUCCAUCUUUGUCUUGUAUAACUAGGUCAUAGCACACCAUUAAUGUCAGCAGUUAACAAUUUUGAAUUCCAAAAAACCUAAGUAAAUGACAUAUUUAAUUUUUUUUCCUCUUUUUUUUUCUUGGGUGGGUGGGGGGAGCUUGGAGCUAUCUUAAUCUGUAUUCUCUUGACUGAACAAUAAAUUUUUAAAUAUAUAUAGUUUCCUCUAUUAAACACUUAAACCUGGCCAUCUUAUUAACUCCUUCUGCUCUUUUUUUUUUUUUUUUAACAAGGUAAUGUUUUAAAUGUAUAGUUUUAGGACUAGCGAAAUGGCAGCAACAAAAAAUUGUAAGCAGUCGUUACGCUUUUAAGUUUUUAAAAACCUUUUACAUUGUAAGUACCCAAUCCAUUCUGUCCUUACGCAGUGCAGUUUCUAUGUUAAUGUUGCUGAGAUGUCCUUAAUUUUCUGAACCUUCAUCUGCAUGUAUGUCUUUGUCGCUCUUGUCUAAUAUAAGCCAGUAAAAAUGCUUUUAGACGAUUUUGCUUUUUAUAAAGCUAAGGUUUUAGCUUUAUGCUUUUGAAAAUGUUUACAGCCAUAAAUGCUAGUCAGCUUUCUUCCCAGUAACGUACACUUUCUUUGAAAAUCGAUCUAUUUGAAGAAAAACACUUCUGUUUUUCUCGUCUUGGUAGGGGAGUGGGUGAGGGAAAGGAAGACCUCUUUGUGUACAGAGACUAAAGCCGUCACAGGAAACUAGAUUAAAACCUGGAAAACAAGUCCUAGCUGGUUCGAGCCAAACACCAACGUUAACUCGCGGGUAUUUUCUAUGGUGGUUGGGAUGGCCGUGCGUCUUUUGCCUUUUGUUUGAUUUGACUGUAUUUUCGCCUUUUGUCUCUUAAUGACGAUCACACCAUUGCUAUAUCCAGAGCAGUAAACAGUCCUCAGCGAAGCCGCCUUUUGCCAACCCAACCCUGGAAAGUUUGCAGAAGUGGAAGGAGCAGAAAAUGCCAUGAGAGUGUAACUUACAAAAAGGUAACAACAGGAAAGACACCACCAUUCCCCCAAUAAUCCUAACUAAACAGUCCCCCCAAAAGAUAUUUUUUACAUAACACGUCCAAAACCUCCGCCCAGCUUGAUCUUCCAGACUCCAUGGCACCGGGCUGAGCGGGCUUCUUGGCUGGAGAAAGGGCAACCACCGGGUACCCCCAGAGUGACCCAUCCUCCUUUGGACAGCAGGAGCAGGCCUAAUUUCACUCUGAUAACAAGGAAUUCUGGUGAAUAGAAGGUGAAUGACUCGGGUCCUCAGAACAUCUGACAGCCCCAGAGGUCCGCCCGGCGCGAGAUUGCCAGUGCUGGCUGCUCACAGCUAUGGAUGCCCCCGGGGCCCCGGGCCCGGGCCCGGGCAGGAAGGAGCUGAAGAUCGUGAUCGUAGGUGACGGCGGCUGCGGCAAGACAUCACUGCUUAUGGUGUACAGCCAGGGCUCCUUCCCUGAGGACUACGCCCCAUCUGUGUUCGAGAAAUACACGGCCAGCGUGACUGUGGGCAGCAAGGAGGUGACCCUGAACCUGUACGAUACCGCCGGGCAGGAAGAUUAUGACCGGCUGCGGCCCCUGUCCUACCAGAACACCCACCUCGUGCUCAUCUGCUAUGACGUCAUGAACCCCACCAGCUAUGACAACGUCCUCAUCAAGUGGUUCCCUGAGGUCACACAUUUCUGCCGUGGGACCCCCAUGGUGCUCAUUGGCUGCAAGACAGACCUGCGCAAAGACAAGGAGCAGCUUCGGAAGCUCCGGGCCGCCCAGCUGGAGCCCAUCACCUACAUGCAGGGCCAGAGUGCCUGCGAACAGAUCCGAGCCGCCCUCUACCUGGAAUGUUCUGCCAAGUUUCGGGAGAACGUGGAGGACGUCUUCCGAGCAGCAGCCAAGGUUGCCCUCAGCGCUCUGAAGAAAGCACAGCGGCAGAAACGCCCGUUGUGUUUGCUGCUCUGAGCCCCCCGGGCAGGGCACACAGCCCUCAUGCAAGACUGACAGGGCCCAGGCUGCCAGGCCCGGACUGCACCCCGAGAUCCUGCUCCGUCCCCAGCUUCCCAGCGGCACUUUGAGUUGGGUGUCUCCCUGUGUCUGGAGCCUGUGGCUAGACUCUUAGAGCAUUCUGGAGAUCUCUCCUUCCCCAGCUGGGGCUCUGACCAUGAACUCACCUCCACGUUCCCCUGGGAGCUGGGCCUGCUUGGGGGGGGGUGAGGGUGCCGGAUUCAGUCUCUCUGUACCCUAGAACCAGCAUUUGUCUGUAGGACUCGGGAGUACACAGCCGCCCCCCAGCCAUGUGUGUCCCCCUUUGCACACCCGGUAGGUCCUGAAAGCCUGUGCUUGAGACAAACAACUACAUCUGGUACGUGGAUAAAAAUGUGGAUUUGUCAGCGCUCCACACGGCCCCCCUCAAGCCCGCUACUCUGCGUCACCCGCCUCCCUGGGCUCGAGAUAGGCACGGCUGCAUCCUCCAGCUUCUGGCUUCCUUCCUCCAGGAACGUGGGGGCCACAAUGGGACGGGGACUUAUCGGGACAGCGCACGCACCAGCCCCGGACAUGGGGGCUGCCACCGGCCCCCACCCCUCACCCACAGAGGACUUCAGUCUCAGCCUUCGGCCGGGCUGCCAUCUUUCCAGAGCUGGGUGCACAUGCCCAAGGGGGAGAAGAGACUCUCUCGAGAAGCAAAAAGUACCCCAGGCCCAUCAGGGGCUCCUCACCUGCAACCCCCCACUGCCGGAAACUCAAGACGAAAAGUGACAUCAGCCCCGAAUGAUCAUGGGCAAGUCACUUCUCUCUACAGACUGUUUCCCUCUCUGCAAAAGGACAGCACUGACUCAUUUUAAUAGUCAUCACGCCCUCCUGUCCCUCACAGCCCCCACUUCUGCCAAGCUGAGACUAUCCUGGCUUCCUACGAGAACACGCAACCCCCAGCUGCAGAUUCACUGAACCUUCUGGGGCCAGGAGUUUUUAAACAAGUGCUCCAGGUGAUGCCGCUGCCCCAGAGAUUGAGAGCUGCUUGCUUCCUGAGUGAGCUACAAGUCAGUAUCGCUGAACCUGGGAUAAUGGCUUGAGGUGGCUCCUGCCCUCCCAGGAUCUCCUGCCUCAGCCCCCACUAAGCCUGAGCCUCUCUGACGUCAGCUGCUAGGGAGAGACGCCUGUGUUCCACCCCAUCCCACCUCACCCCACCCUGGUUCCCCAAGGCCCUGCCAUGCCCUGGGGAGUCAAAAGAGCACUCAGUCCAAGGCCUCAUGGACAAGUGAUGGUACAGGAGAGAGGUUAGAAACCAUACUCUGUGGACCAAAUCUGGCAGCUGUGUGUUUUUGUAAAUAAAGUUUCGUUGGGACACAGCCA